AUGAACAUUGUGUUGAUUUGUGAGAACCGCGAGUUUGUCUUUACUAAAGAAUGUCUUGAGGUCCCUGCUACCAAAGCUCCCAAAACUGCUAGGGAGAAGUAUGAUGCUUGGAUUUUAUCCAACAACAAGGCUAAAUUCUACAUGCUUGCUAGUAUGGGUGAUGUACUCAGAAAGAAGCAUGAAGAUAUGGAGACUGCAUAUGAAAUAUGGGAGUCUCUUCAAGCCAUGUUUGGACAGCAGUUCGAUCAAUGCAGACAUGAGAAAUUCAUGGAGCAACCAUUGAUGAGAACUUUCGAAUCACUCAAUAAGAGUAAUUCAAAAGUAGAAGAAGAAAAUGUUGCUGAUUUCUAA
Humulus lupulus (European hop) is the source of this 351-nucleotide messenger RNA. RefSeq lists its product as uncharacterized. Bases 1 to 351 code for a protein of 116 amino acids. The transcript is spliced from 3 exons. The record is from RefSeq and is a predicted model, not a curated record. Lineage: Eukaryota; Viridiplantae; Streptophyta; Magnoliopsida; Rosales; Cannabaceae.